AUGCCGGGACUCGGUGCAGGCCCGGCUGGCGACGACCACCAACAAGCCGCGGUAACUGGGGUCAACGCCGGGGUUGACUCUACGCAACAACAAAAGAAUGCCACAGCCAUGUCACAACCUGGCAACGAUGCCGCGCCCGUCCAAGAACCGCCUGAGCUCGACGACUUCGGCUUGCCCAUUAGGAAAUACCAAGCCCCUGUGAUUGCAACACCACGACCAGACGCGAUCCCGGAAACGACGGCCUCGGUCAAGGAUGCGAAGCCCACGAACAAUGGCGCGCAAGGUAUCGAACAGACGACGACCACAGAUAAGGGUUCAGACAAGCAGGAAUCAAACAUCGCCGCCCACAGCAGCCACGAUAAGAACGGAUCCGACAAGCCCGAUCUGGACUGCGAAAACAGAACCAGCGAUGCGCGGGCGCCGCAACUCUCUUCAGAUGCUCAACGCGAACACGAUGGCCAACAAGGCGGAUCCUCGACAGCCCUACCGGCUUCUCGGAAUCCGAGCAUAUCCACUUCGAAAGCUCCGGAGAUGCCGUCCGAGCCUUUAACCACGGAUACCAAGACAACAAACACCCAAGAACAUACAGUCGCGUCGGUGAAGAAACCAGCAGCUGCGGAUGAGCCACCCGUGUAUGAAGAUUUGGCCAUAGCCGAAGUCAGGAAAGAUCAAGAGUUACCUCCGGGCCAUCGCCGCGAGAUUAGCACUGUCGCCAUGGGGGGCGCCGGGGCUCUUGGCGUAGCUGGCACGUCUGGCUUCUCCCAUCAACAGCUGACUCUGAACCAGCCCCCGGAGGAGAAGAAGAAGGACGAGGACGACGAAUGGCAGGAAAUGCCGGCAUAUGCGCCCUAUGAUAUCUACGAUGACGACAACAAGCUGAUUGCACGAGAACACGAGGACUCGGAGGAAGAGAAGGUCCAAUACGCGGGACUGGGCGGUGCAGGCAAGGGAUACACCAGGGUCCUCCUCGACGACGACGCCGAGUCCCAGACGAGCAUGGAUGAGAACACUCAGUAUCUAUUUAAAGACCCGGGGGGAGGCACAGGCGUGGCAGAGGAAGACGACGUACAGCGUGACGCCGUCAGCCAACUUCAGGCUACCAAGGAGCUACUUACAGAGGGCCAAAGGAUUGCGUAUGUCGGCUUGACGAGGCUGGAACUGUCAGUCAUGGUAAAGGAGGUGGACCAUCUUCAGCAAGGGAGGAGCAAGCCAAAGAAGGAAGUCACUUUCGCCGCCGAAAGCAUGAAGAUGUGGAGUCAGAAGAUGAUGAUGCGCUUGUACUCGCACAUGGACAUCAGCCCGGACGAGCAAAUCAUGAUUGAGCAGCUUGCUGCGCACGGCGUCAUGCCUCAGGAUUUGACCCCAGUGCUCAUGGCAAACGCAAGGGUCAAGAAUCCCAUGGCCGACGAAGCUAGCAAAAGAGAUUCGACAACAUCUACGGCGAAAUCAUCACGUCCCAACUCGAUGCCCCAGUCUCCUGACUCGGAAUCGCCCGCGGAGCCCCCACCACCCUACUCGAUGGAAGACAAGUCAGAGUUGACCGAGGACGUCAGGAUGCCGUCGCAGAUGCCAACCUCGCAAAAGAUUGAUAUCGAUUUAAGGUGGACGGUACUGUGCGACUUGUUCCUCGUCCUUGUUGCGGAUUCCAUCUACGACGCUAGGUCAAGAACUCUACUCGAGAGAGUCGCCAAGGAUCUGGAGAUUCCCUGGGUUGACAUCUGCCGGUUCGAAAAGAAAGUGACAGACGCCCUGGAGAUGCAACAGGCUGUCGAGAAGGAGAACUGGAACGAAGAAGAGCACAAGGAGAACCGACGCAAGAUGGCCCUCAAGAAACGCUACAUCAUGAUGGGCCUGGCAACUGUCGGCGGCGGCUUGGUUAUCGGCUUGUCUGCCGGUCUGCUUGCCCCUGUGAUCGGUGCUGGCCUGGCUGCCGGCUUCACAACGAUUGGUGUUGGUGGAACAACCGGCUUCCUUGCUGGCGCCGGAGGUGCUGCCAUCAUCACGUCCUCGGCCGCGGCAUCUGGUAGCAUCAUCGGUGUCCGUGCGGCAAAUAGGCGAACGGGCGCCGUCAAGACGUUCGAGUAUAGGCCUCUACACAACAAUAAGCGGGUUAAUUUAAUCGUGACGGUGUCUGGAUGGAUGACGGGAAAGGUGGAUGACGUCCGGUUGCCGUUCAGUACGGUGGAUCCGCUGAUGGGUGAUAUUUACUCCGUUCUCUGGGAGCCGGAAAUGUUGACGAGUAUGGGAGAUACCAUUAAUAUUUUGGCCACAGAGGCCCUCACCCAAGGUCUCCAGCAGCUCCUGGGCAGCACCAUCCUAAUGGGCUUGAUGUCUGCCAUUCAGCUGCCAGUCGUGCUUACCAAGCUCUCCUAUCUAAUUGAUAACCCUUGGGCUGUAUCCCUCGACCGUGCCACGGCAGCUGGUCUCAUUCUCGCGGACUCACUUAUUGACCGCAACUUGGGUACCCGCCCCGUCACCCUUGUGGGAUACUCCCUGGGUAGCCGCGUUAUCUACUCCUGCCUUCAGGAACUCGCCAGGAAGGGCGCUUUUGGUCUCGUCCAGAACGUUUAUCUUUUCGGCAGCCCCAUCGUCGUAAAGACGGAUGAAUACCUCCGUGCGCGCGCCGUGGUCUCUGGGCGCUUUGUCAACGGAUAUAACCGCAACGACUGGAUCUUGGGGUACCUUUUCCGUUUGACCAACGGCGGUAUCAGGCGGAUUGGCGGUCUUGCCCCCAUCGAGGGGAUUGCCGGGGUAGAAAACUUUGACGUCACCGAGUUCGUGGUGGGUCACAUGGAUUACCGUACGGCGAUGCCGCGGUUGCUUCGUGAAUGCGGUUGGAUGAUCGAAAACGACGAGUUCGUCGAGAUCGAGGAGCCAGAUCCGGAGAACCACCAGGAGAGGCAGCGUGAACUCAUUAAUGAAAUCGAAGAGGCGAGAAAGGAGCUCGAAAGGGAGGGGAGAGAAAGAUCGGGCAGUAAGAGCGGCGGCGCUUUCAGCUUCUUCAAGAAGAAGCCAAAGAGGCAGGAAUGGGAGGUUUACGAGGAUUCGACCAAAGCGGGAGGCAGUGGCGCGUCCGGGAGCGGCGGAAAGACGGAGGAUAGGGAUGGUAAUAAUCACGGCGUGCUGUUCGACGUCGACGCCAUCCGCGCCGAGCUGGCCAAGGAGGCCAAGGAACAGCAAGGAAAGAACGGCUCCCAAAACGGUGGCGGCAUUAAUGAGGAUAUCCUUCAGUUUAAGGAGAUCAAGAGCACCCUGCCGCCCAUGAAGCUGGACGUGCCGCCUCCUCUCGGCCCGCCGGCGCCGGUAAUAAAGGGCACGCGAGACCACCUGAGGGAGACCAGGAGUGCCAGCCUCGGGGCGGUCCCGCCGUAUCGAGGGUUCUCUAGUGUUGAAUACAACAAUAGGCACCAGUCUACCGUUUCGUUGUCGAACGAUCGCAAAGAGGAAAAUGCUUGGAACUCAUCACCCAAACCAUCAAUAAGCUCCUCCCGUCAGUACGAUUACAGCGCUGGCUAUACGAAGGGCGGGUUCGGGGGAGGCGGGUUCGGAGCGGAUGAUUACGGUUACAGUGCUGGUAAACAUGACGAUGACGCCGAGAUCCAAAUGACUUUUGACACGGCAUUUGAAGCGUCUCCUCCCCCUCACUCCAAGCCAAGUGCUGCCAGCGACAGGCAGUCGUCAUAUGGAAAUACAGCAAGCUCAACGGGUUAUGGGGCUUCUUCGGCUUCGGCUUCGGCAUCAGCCCCGGCGAGACCGGAGAUCAAGUCAGCGCAGACGGUACCGGUUCUCCCGGCGGCUAAUAAUCCUUGGGCGGACUUUGAUGAUGACGACAACUUUGGAAAGGAGAAGGAGAUUUCCAUGACGUUUGCUUAG
Sordaria macrospora k-hell is the source of this 3873-nucleotide messenger RNA. RefSeq lists its product as uncharacterized. Lineage: Eukaryota; Fungi; Ascomycota; Sordariomycetes; Sordariales; Sordariaceae. The record is from RefSeq and is a predicted model, not a curated record.